UGGAAAAUUGGAAGAAAAAGUCGUCGAAAUAUCAGCUAUCAAACAACUUUUUGCAGCUGAAUCAAAACGUCAAGGAAAAUAUUUUGAUUCACCACACUCUGUCAACAAAAUCCCUGGCUUUAUUAAACACUAUCAUAUUAAAACUGAUGAAUUACUAGAACCAGACAUAAGCAAAUACAAGUGCUUCAAUGACUUUUUUUAUAGAAAAUUGAAGCCCAACGCCAGAGCCAUUGCUGAUCCUGGUAAUGAUAAUGUUUUUGUUUCGGCUGCGGAUUGUAGGCUUAACGUUUAUGAGAAUAUUGAUCUAGCGAAAAAAUACUGGAUCAAGGGAAAACAAUUUACUGUUGCCGAUCUCCUUCAGGAUAAUGAAAUGGCUAAGGAAUUCGACGAGGGUUCCAUUGCAAUAUUUCGUUUGGCACCUCAAGAUUAUCAUCGAUUUCAUUCUCCAGUUACUGGUGUGGUUGGAGCAUCGAAAUAUAUUAAUGGCACUUAUUUUACUGGUAUGAAUUCUUAUUCAUCCAUCGCAUACAUGAAAUUAAAUAUUAUCAAUGAUGUUAUUAAUUUAAUCAUUUUGAACCUUUCCAUAAAAGUGAACCCUAUGGCUGUCAAUGAAGAACUUAACGUAUUUACAGAGAACGUUCGAUCUACGCUUCUUAUUCACCCAUCCAUGCCGGGCGCAUCCAAAGUGGUGUUCAUCGCCAUUGGUGCUCUUUUGGUUGGUUCAAUCAAGUACACAGUAAAAGAGGGUGAUCAAGUUUUUAAAGGUGAUGAAUUAGGUCAUUUUGCCUAUGGUGGAAGUACCAUAAUAUGCUUAUGGCCAAAGGGAGAGAUUAAAUUUGACAAUGAUUUAGUGUCAAAUUCUAUGGCAAGCAUUGAAACAUUGGUAAAAGUUGGAAUGAGACUUGGUGUUAGAGCUUCAGUUCCUCCCACUGAUUCCGAAUAA
Messenger RNA from Racocetra persica, 943 nucleotides. Lineage: Eukaryota; Fungi; Glomeromycota; Glomeromycetes; Diversisporales; Gigasporaceae. The record is from the annotation of a GenBank genome assembly.